Messenger RNA from Anolis sagrei ordinatus, 4461 nucleotides. Lineage: Eukaryota; Metazoa; Chordata; Lepidosauria; Squamata; Anolidae. The record is from RefSeq and is a predicted model, not a curated record.
CGCAGUCUCAGUACAUCCCUUCGUCCAGCCUGUUGAAGGAGAGUCGCUCUGCGAGUUGGGCAAUAGAAGUUUUUCUUCUGUAACAAAAUAACCAAUUUGGUCGUGUCAGGAGCAACUAAAACCAAUUUGGAAAUGACAUUGAUAACCCAGGAACAAAAAUCGUGUUAGAGGGUCCUGUUUUGGAAGAAGUUGCCAAGAGAUUAUUUUCCCAGUCUUUUGAGAGUCCUCCUUCCCUCACCUUUCCUCUAUAUAAGGAGGAACAAAGUCCAGCUGCAUUUUUUGAAUAUUAUUAGCUGUCCUUCGACUAAAUGCUGCUGCGAAGAGGCCCUUCUUUCCUCCGAUGGAAAACCAGAAAAGGGGAAAUGGGGCUUUUCAGCUUCAAAAAGGUCCCGUUUUCUCUGCAAAGAGGCCUGGAUUCCUUUGGAGCAGCAGCUAUGGAGCAGCCCCACAUUAGCAACCCCUUUCAGGAAGACCCUCUCCUCAAGAGCUACUUGGGAUCCCACUUACCUGCCCAGGUCUUUGGGGAGGUUAGCCUGGACCUUGAUCGGUUUGGGGCUCGGAUCACGAAGGAGAUUGACUUCCUGGGUCGAGAGUGUGAAUUACAUCCUCCCAGGCUUCUUCACUAUGACCCUUGGGGUCAGAGGAAGGACCACCUCCUGACCUGCACAGCCUGGAAACGGCUGAAGGAAGUGGCGGCCGAGGAAGGCCUGGUUGCUGAGGCCUAUGAGAGGAGAUAUGCCCAGUGGAGCCGCCUUGCCCAAAUGGCCAAGCUCUUCCUGUUUGCAGCGUCUUCGGGCCUCUUCAGCUGUCCUUUGGCCAUGACUGAUGGGGCCGCCAAGGUCAUCGAGUCCUUAGGUAUACCCCAGCCCUUGGAGGAUGCCUUCUGCCGCUUGACCUCUCGUGAUCCUAGAAUGUUCUGGACCUCUGGACAAUGGAUGACUGAGAGAAAAGGGGGCUCCGAUGUGGCCGGGGGCACGGAAACCAUUGCCAGAGAGCAGUCUGAUGGGACUUAUAGUCUUCAUGGCUUCAAAUGGUUCACUUCGGCCCCCGAUUCAGACAUGGCCUUGACCCUGGCCAGGGUCAUGACUCCAGAUGGAGAUAUUAAAGAGGGCCUCUCCUUGUUCUAUCUCCAAUUACUGAAUGGCGAAGGGAGGUGGAAUGGGUUUGAGAUCCGAAGAUUGAAGGAUAAACUUGGGACAAGGCAGUUGCCGACGGCUGAAAUAAUAUUGGAUGGUGCUAAGGCCUUGCGGAUCUCCCCUGAAGGUCGCGGCAUCCCCUCCAUCGCUGCCAUGUUGACCAUGACCCGGAUCCACAAUGCCGUCAGUUCCGUGGCUGUCAUGAGGAGAGUGACCCACUUGGCUAGGGACUAUGCCACCAAACGGGAGGCCUUUGGGAAAACCCUGAAUGAUCAUCCGCUUCAUGUGCGGACCUUGGCCUGGAUGGAGGUCCAGUCGCGCGGGGCCUUCCUGCUGCUGAUGGAAACAGCCCGGCUCUUGGGGCUGGAGGAGGCCAAGAUGGCUGAUAUGACAGAGCGUCACCUGUUCCGCCUCCUGACCCCCGUCCUCAAGCUCUACACUGCCAAACAGGCAGUUGCGGUGGCCUCUGAAGGCCUAGAGUGUUUUGGAGGCCAGGGCUUCAUGGAGGACACAGGGCUGGCGGGGAUCCUCCGAGAUGCCCAGGUGCUGCCCAUUUGGGAAGGGACCACUAACAUCCUCUCCCUUGAUGUCCUGCGCUCCAUCCACAAAAGCCACGGAAAUGCCAUGCAGGCCUUCUUCUCCAGUGCACAGGCCAAGAUGGCAUCCGCUCGGGAUUCCCCAGAUCUAAAACCUUCUGUCCAAAUGGUCCAGAAAUCACUCCAGAAACUCCAGAAAUUUUCUGAAGAAUUGGGGCUCAAAGAGGCCUCUGGGGCCCAGAUGGCGGCCAGAGAUUUUGCCUAUUCUCUCGCCUUGAUCUACGGAGGAGUUCUGCUUCUCGAACAUGGGGCCAGGCCCGAGGCAUCCUCCGCAGACAUCACCGCAGCGCAGAGGUGGUGCCUCCAAGACCUGUGCCCAGUGUCCCGAGAGGAAGAGGCUGGUGCCUACAAAAUGGCUGCCGCCACCAUGGACACCGCUUUGGUUUUUGAAGGACAUCCCCUUCACAGAGGGACACAAAAUGGAGACCUGAACUCAUUUAAAAGAGAGGAAUUAUGCUGAAGAUGAGAUCAAACAUUGAAUUUAAAUUUAAGGAAUAUGUGGAUGACAUGGUAGUCAUUACAGAAGUUCCUAUAAAGAGAAUACCAAAUUUGAUGAGCAUAAUUAAGUAAGGAAGUGUGACAGGUUUUAAAAUAAACAAAGAGAAAUCAGUAUUUUUAACUAAAAAAUAAUAUUGAUAAACUGGAGAAUGUUUCAGCAUGUAAGGUCACAAGGAAAGUUAAAUAUUUAGGAAUACGGAUAACUAAUAAAAAUAAUAAUUUAUAUCAAGAUAACUAUAGGAAGGCAUGGAAGGAGGUUUAAAAAAGGCCCAGAUAGACGCCAAAGGAUUCAAUUUUUCUUGUUAGGAACAAUAGCUGUGCUAAAAAUGAUGAUUUUACCAAAAAUGCUGUUUUUAUUUUGAAAUUUACAAAUAAUUAAGGGAGUGAAGGUUUUUUGAGAAAUGGAGAAAGGAAAUUGUUAAAUUUAUAUGGAAUGGGAAAAAAGGCUAGAAUUGUUUAUAGAAAUCAAAUAAAUGCAAAAGAUAAGAGGAGGAUUGGUGCUUCCAGAUUUUAGAUACUAUUAUGAUGCUGCAGGAUUUAGUUGGCUAUUAAAUUAGAAAAUCAAUCUUUCCUUAGUCUAGAGGGGCACAAUCUGAGAUGUAUUUGGCAUGCCUAGUUAUGGAAAAGAGAAAGCUAACGAAGAUUUUAGUAGGCAUCUGAUAAAAGAGCUAGCCUUCUAGCGAUGUGGAAAAGAUACAAAGAAGGGAUGGAUCAGAAAAUCCCUUUGGAAUCAAUGUUAAAACCAACAUACAAUGAAGAACGGAGAACUUAUAGGGAAUAUCUAAUUCAAGAAAAAAGACAGUGGAAACUAAAAGGGAGAGAAGAGUUAGGGAUAAAUUACUGUUUCUGUUAUCAGUUACGGGAUAUAUUUAAGUAAGCCAAUAACAUUGGGUUUACUAAAAAGAAAUCAGAGUUGAAAAAUAUUUUGGGGAAAGAAGACAAAGGAUUGAUUUCCGGGUUAUGCAAAUAUAUUCUAGAGCAGGGGUCCACAAACUUUUUAAACAGAGGGCCAGGUCACAGUCCCUUAAACUGUUGGUGGGCCAGAUUAUAAUUCGAAAAAAUAUGAAUGAAUUCCUAUGCACACUGCACAUAUCUUAUUUACAGUGCAAAAACAUUUUAAAACAAUACAAUAAUUAAAACGAAGAACAAUUUUAACAAAUAUAAACUAAUUAGUAUUGCAAUGGAAAGUGUGGGCAUGCUUUUGGCUGUUGAGAUAGGAUUGUUGUUGUUAUUGUGUGCUUUCAAGUAGUUUCAUACUUAGGUUGACCCUGAGCGAGGGCCGGGUAAAUGACCUUGGAGGGCCGCAUCCAACCCCCGGGCCUUAGUUUGAGGACCCGUGUUCUAGAGUAUAACCUGGAAGACAAUAGAAUAAAAAUGGUAAUGCUUUCCUGGUCCAGAGACUUAGGGAAAAAUAUAGAUUUGGGUAACUGGGAAUACUUAUGGAAACAAGAAUUUAAAUUUUCAAUAGCGGGAUCUAUCAGAGAAAAUAUGUAUAAAAUUUUCAGUAGAAGUUAUACAACUCCUGAAUUAAUGGCUAUAAUUGAUAAAUCCCAAAGGGGGGAAUGUUGGUGAUGCAAAACGCAGAAAGGCACGUUCUUCCUUGUUUGGUGGAUCUGUAUGGUAGUAAUAAAAUUUUGGAAAAAGAUGACUCAAGAAACCAAUAAAAUUAUUACUAAGAAGAUUAAGAAAAACCCAGAAAUGUGCCUAUUGGGUUUGUUUCAGGAGAGAAUUGACGAAGGAGAUGUAGAAAUUUGCUAUUAUAGUUAUAUGGCAGCAAAAAUCACUGUAGCAAAAUCUUGGAAGGGGGAAAAAACUACUUGUUAAGGAUUGGAGAAGAGAGGUAGUAGAGUAUACCCAAAUGCCCAAGAUCUCCAAUGGCACAAGGGGAGGAAACAAAGAAGAUUUCGCUAGAAAAUGGAGACAAAAGUAGAUUUUGAAAUAGCUGAACAGAGGAUUUAUUAGUGGAAUGAUAAGGACAGAUUUUUGUUACAUAUUAGUUCCAUAUGGUGUGUUUGAAGUCAUGGGUAGUGGUUCACAGCUGGGAAUGGGGAGGUGGUGGGACAAGGAAAAAUAAUACUUGUAUUUUGAUUGGUGAAUCUCAAAGAUUGUAUGUUGUUUUUCCCCCUCAUAUAUCACAAUAAAAAUGUAUACCAAAAAAAGGGGUCUUGAGUGACCACUCCUCAUAUUUGUAUACAAAUAAAAGAAUUGAUUGUAUGGAAUUCUAAAAACAA